Rana temporaria (common frog) is the source of this 3670-nucleotide messenger RNA. It is a transcript of the gene CTC1, whose product is annotated as CST telomere replication complex component 1. The record is from RefSeq and is a predicted model, not a curated record. Gene Ontology annotation, biological process: telomere maintenance via telomere lengthening; positive regulation of DNA replication. The transcript has 24 exons. Lineage: Eukaryota; Metazoa; Chordata; Amphibia; Anura; Ranidae. The coding region runs from base 81 to 3542 and encodes 1153 amino acids. Gene Ontology annotation, molecular function: single-stranded DNA binding; telomeric repeat DNA binding. Gene Ontology annotation, cellular component: CST complex.
CCGUGUUUAUUUGCCAUUACUUCCUAGAAGUUGAAAGCAUGGAUGAGUGAGAGGAAAAGAGUUGCAGGGCUGCUGUUGCUAUGGAAGCAGAGAGACCCCCAGGCGCUCAGGUCAGUGGUUGGCUGCAGGCUGCUCACAAACAUGUCCUGGACUACCUGCAGGAGGAGGAAGGAGGAGGGGCCCCUGGGCUAUGUGAUGACGUCAUCAGGUGCAUUCAGAAUUUCUGCCCCCAGUUGCCACUUAGCUACAGUUUCACAACAAUCUCCCAGCUCCUCUCCCUGCAGAAAUCUCCAUGUGUGUCUGCCCUGGGCUGGGACACCGAACACUUUCAGCAAUGGAGACACCAGGGUUUGCAGCAGACAAAAGUAAGCCAACCUCCAGUGGUCCUCUCCAGAGCUCGCCUCCUCCUGGUGGGGUACAUAUCAAACUACCGGACAGGAGACAGCCCAGUGCAUGAUGGAAACUUGUAUGUCAGGGACUCCACUGGAUGUAUACCUUGUGAGGUGUCCAAGUUUGAUUUAAACCUAUUGGGGUCACUAGUCCUCUUCCCUUGCUGGUCCUAUAUUCCCAUCCAACAUGGAGGAGGCUACGUGGAGGUCCUGUCUUCUCCUAUCUCAGUCUCUACCCAAGUGGUGAGACCAGAAGUGCCGGACCAGGCCAAUGCCACAGCUCUUAAUUCUGACAAAGCCUCACAGCUUUUGUGUAGCAGGUCCCACCCUCGAGGGUUUCGAGUUUCAGUGACUGGUCAGCUGGUAUCGAUCACAUCACUCAUCAAUAUCCGGGACAAAACCUUCUUCUUUUUCUUUCUUCAGGAUAGAGAUACAACAAAGUCUGUUCCAGUCAUAGUGAAGGUACCUCAAAAGUUGUGUUGGUAUCACGCUCUACACAUCGGUAAUACAUAUGAAGUGACAUCACUCUCAGUAUCCUCUCUCCGUGGGUCUGUGCAGCAGAUUUUUGCCAUUACCUCCUCUUCAUGUCUUAUCCCCCGUCCUGCACUUUCUCCGGCAUGUUCCUCUAGCCUUACAAAAGAAAAUUCAGAAGAGCUUACAGAUCCCUCAAGUGGAGGGCAGGAGCAACAUUUUAACCCACAGGAAAAAAUUAGGGAAAAACAACAAAAGAUGUCAAAGACCCUAACCUACAAGGGUGUUGUGACACGUGUCCGGGAUGCCAAUGCCGGUCUAUAUGAGCUGGAUGGAGUGGUGGUACUUUGCACUGCUUACACACAGCUUCAUAAUGGAGGAAGAGGACUCAGAGAGGGGGCGAGGGUUGAGGUAUGCAACGUUCACCUCCAGCAGUCUCCGAGUCCCCUCUUCCCUACCAUCGUCCUCUCCACCUGUCUAAGAAGCAGAGUCCAAGUCUUUGAGUUCUCUCGUCUAAGCGCUCCUUGUUCUGUGUAUUCUGGUUCUGGGAAUCUCUACCUCCACCUCCUAUUCCACUACCGACUGGGACUUCCAGAGUACCUGUGGGUUUGUGAUGUCAUAAACAAGCUGCAGGAGAAACUGCGGCCUCAGUUUAUCCGGCAGCGCUGCCUCACCCGACACGCGGGGACCUCUUCACAGAGCGUCGCAGAGAAGCUGCUGAAUUCCUCGCUGUCAAUUUUGUCGGAUGGGAGGCAGGAAAGGAACCUGUAUGAGGAGAUGGUGGCCAAUCCACAUGACUGUCCACUCCAUGAGUACUCCCCCUUGCCUCCGCCCUGGAGUCUCCCGCCACUCUCUCACUUCUCAUCACUAGCCUGUAAGUCUCAGUAUCUGCAGAGGAAGGAGUCGAAAAGCAGCCUUGACUGGUGUCAUUAUUCUCUGCCAUCAGAGGACCUCUCUCCUCCUCAUGUCCUGCUCGGUGUUCUUCAUGCUUCCUCCUCAGGAUUCCUUCAGUUAAGGGAUCAGUCCUCUUCCCUCACCUGCCUGCUUCUGCCGAACUCUCCCAUUGCUUGGAUAGGGUGUGUCCUCGAGGUGCGUCGGUAUCAGCUGGUAGUGGAAACUCUGCAAUGCAAAGAAGAGGACGUAGAACAACGCAACAGGACCUAUGCAGUGUUCCUUACUGAAGACGUGACCAUUCUUCACUCACCGCAGUGCUGUCCCUCUUGCUCGGUCCCCACACCUGCUGGGCCAUCUCCUAGUAAGGUGCGUCGGGUGGAUAAUUCCUCGGCAAGGCGUCUCCUGCUGAUCGAGAGCAUUGAGGGUAUGCUGGCUAAGCCGGGGCAUGGAAAGGGGCUUCAGUUUCAGGCUAAAGCUUCAUGGGGGAAUGUGCAAGAAUCGGCCUGCAAGGGACAAGAUGGAGGACAAAAUACAAAAGAUGGAGGCAAGCCACCUAGCAAGGUUCUGCUGCUCUUCUCUGAAUCCUCUGUUCGAUGGUUUCCUUUACUCCGGCCCAACACACAAUAUCAUAUUAUUGCCAGCAGACAAACGGAUGGUGGAACAUUUGAUUCGUUGUCGGAUUGUGGUGUAGAUAUGCAGCGUGGUCUGCGGGGUCUCAAGGUCCCCAGUGAUUGGAUGCUGGAAGAUGUAGAGAGUUCGGAACAUUCAUACAAUGUUGAAAGCUUCUCCAUAGAGGAGGCAGUGAAGAGCAGUGGAUGUCUGGUGUCUGUGAGUGGCCUGGUGUCCUCUCGGUCCAUGUGUGACAUGAAGAGCACGUACACCCAGCAGCGGCGAGCGCGUCCUCACGACAACUUCCUGCCACCCGGUGUCUCCAUCAAGGUGAUCCUGACCCAACCCGCCAACCUAACAUCAGUAUCAGUCUAUUUGGACCUGACACUGGGCCCCUACCCUCUGGGGCUGCUUCCAGGGGCCACUGUGCUAAUGCAAGGACUAGAGAGGAAAAUGUCCAGGUCUGGAAAAGUAUAUCUCCGCAGUGUGUCCACCACCUACAUCAGGGUUCUGAGCCCUCCGACAGAGAUCAGUGACAGUGGUCACCCAGCUCCACCUCUUGUGCUAUUCAGACAACUCUCUGGUUUGCCUUCAUCCCAGCGCGCCGUGUGCUCAGUGACCUGUGUCCUCGGUGUCACCUUGUCCUGGGACUGCUCCAUGUGUUGCAGCACAUUCUCCCAGGGAUUGUGUGAACGUUCGCCUCUCUGCACCUCUCAGUCCGGAGUCUUCCGAGCAAAUGCUUGUGUGAAGGCAGAGGACGGCUCAGGGGAGGUCCAGCUGUACCUCCAGGAUGACGCGGUCUGUCUGCUCCUGGCCGUGCCCAACAGCCUCUGGGAGGCGCUGAAGAGACAAGUUCUGGCUAGAGGAAAAUUAACCGUGAGGACUCGCGGCAGAAGUGAACUGCCGAGUGAAGAGCACAGUGAAGACUCCCUGAUGGAUCAUGUGAGCCUCCUCAUGUCCCGUCCAGCUGUGUCUCGUCCCCUGGUUGUGACAUUCAGACAGACCGGCAUUAGCGGAGCCCAAGCCUCAGUGGCCCAGCUUACCAGAUUCACCCGAGGGGACAGAGAAUACGUGACCCGCGUGCCGCCACCUCCCACUCUGACCUGUCUGCAGCUGCAGGAAGUGGAGCCCCGCGACUUGUGUUGCCUGAUCAGAGAGCGCCAAUCACGUGGCAGUUAGAUCUGCACACCUUCCAGAUGUGUAUUUUCUUCUAGAUUAAUCAGGAAUUUUACCGAAUGUAUAUUUUUGUUAUAAAGCAACAUUUAUUCUUUGUUAAAGAUGAUCUAAUAUAUUUAUAUGGCAAAUUA